AUGAGGGUGCUCGUGCUAGCCUUGGCUGUGGCCCUUGCGGGUAUGUCUUCUUCUCCAGAAUUUGCUGUGGGAAAGACCUACACGUACAAGUAUGAAGCAUUUCUGGUGGGUGGACUUCCCGAGGAGGGCCUGGCUCGGGCUGGCUUGAAAAUCAGGAGCAAAGUUCUGAUCAGUGCAUUGGCUGCCGACACCUUGAUGCUGAAGCUCGUAGAACCUGAACUCUUUGAGUACAGCGGCAUCUGGCCCAAAGACGCUUUCACCCCGGCCGCGAAGCUCACCUCAGCCCUGCAAGCUCAACUGUUGACGCCAAUCAAGUUUGAGUACGCUAACGGCGUUGUAGGCAAAGUGUACGCACCGGCGGGCGUCUCUGCUUCUGUACUGAAUAUCGUCAGGGGACUCAUCAACAUCUUCCAGAUGAACAUCAAGAAGACGGUGAACGUCUACGAGCUUCAAGAGGCUGGCAUAAAGGGUGUGUGCAAGACCCACUAUGUGAUCAGUGAGGACACAAAGGCAGACCGCAUCCUUGUGACCAAGACUAAGGACCUGGACCACUGCCAGGAGAGAAUCAUCAAGGAUAUCGGCUUGGCUUACGCAGAGAGAUGUGUUGAGUGUCAGGCGCGAGGAAAAAGUCUGAAGGGAACAGUUGCCUUUGACUACGUCAUGAAACCAGCAGCCACAGGUGCUCUGAUCUUGGAGGCGUCCUCCACACAGCUCACACAGUUCUCUCCUAUCAACAUCCUGAAUGGUGCUGCCCAGAUGGAGGCUAAGCAACGGUUGACCUUCCUGGAGAUGACAAAUGCUCCUGUGGAGCCUGUCAGAGCUGAAUACCUCCACCGUGGAUCCCUGAAGUACGAGUUUGGCAGCGAGCUGCUCCAGACACCUAUCCAGCUUCUAAGGAUCAGCAAUGCCGAAACUCAGAUUGUGGAGGUCCUGAACCACCUGGUGUCCAAUAAUGUGGCCAAAGCCCAUGAAGACGCACCUCUGAAGUACAUUGAGAUCAUCCAGCUUUUGCGUGUGGCCAGAUAUGAGACUAUCAAGGCCAUCUGGUCACAGUUCAAAACCCGUCCAGAUCAUAGAUACUGGAUUUUACAAUCUAUCUCUGCCAUUGGCUCUCAUGUUGCAAUAAAGUUCCUCAAGGAACAAUUCCUUGCUGGUGAGCUUACCCUCCCUGAAGCAGGCCAGCUGGCAAUGACGUCCAUACACAAGGCGACUGCAGACUUGGAGGCCAUCAGGCUACUACGGGAUCUGAUGCAGGAGCAAAAGAUCCAGGAACACCUACUUCUGAAAGAGAGUGUUGCACUUGGCUACGGAACUCUGGUUGCUAAAUACUGCAUGGAAAACCCAACUUGCCCAGCUGACCUCAUCAGGCCCAUUCACGAUAUGCUGGUCCAAGCUGUUGCCAAGGGAGACCGUAACGAAAUCAUUGUGGCUCUCAAAGUUCUGGGUAACGCUGGACAUCCUAGUAGUCUAAAGCCAAUCUUGAAGAUCCUGCCUAGCUUUGGUGGUACUGCUGCUAACCUGCCACUGCAAGUUCACAUCGAGGGGGUUCUGGCUCUGAGGAACAUUGCCAAGAGAGAGCCCAAAAUGAUCCAGGAAAUCGCCAUUCAACUGUUCAUGGAUAGAGCCCUUCACCCGGAGCUUCGUAUGGUUGCUGCCAUUGUGCUGUUUGAGACCAAACUGCCCCAGGGUCUGGUGACAACCCUUGCCGAUGCAAUCUUGAAAGAAAAAAAUCUUCAGGUUUCCAGCUUGGUCUACUCUUACAUGAAGGCAAUGACGAGGAACACCUCUCCUGAUUUUGUGUCUGUUGCUGCAGCGUGUAAUGUUGCUGUGAAGAUCCUCAGCCCCAAACUGGACAGACUGAGCUACCGCUUCAGCCGAGCUCUCCUCAUUGAUGGCUAUUACAGUCCUUGGAUGGUCGGGGCUGCCGCUAGUGCCUUCUACGUGAACGAUGCUGCAACUCUUUUCCCAAGAACAAUCGUGGCCAAGGCUCGCAGCUACAUGGCAGGAGUUUAUGCUGAUGUCAUUGAGGUCGGAGUGAGAACUGAGGGAAUCCAGGAAGCCCUUCUGAAAAUCCAGGAUGUGCCUGCCGAUGCAGAAAGGAUCACCAAGAUGAAAAGAGUUCUCAAAGCUCUCUCUGAGUGGAGAGCCCAACCUUCCAGCCAGCCCCUCGCCUCAGCGUACAUGAAAUUGUUCGGACAGGAGAUCGCCUUUGCCAAUAUCGACAAAGCCAUGGUUGAUUACAUUGUAGAGUUUGCCAAUGGACCAGCAGUCCAGGCUUACGGAAAGAAGGCUUUGGAUGGGGUUCUGUCUGGUAUUAAACUGAACCUGGCUCAGCCACUGCUGCUUGCUGAGGUUCGUCGCAUCCUGCCCACCACUGUCGGUCUGCCUAUGGAGCUUAGUUUCUACACUGCUUCUGUGAUUACAGCAGCCAUUGAACUCCAAGCCACAGUGACACCACCACUUCCUGACAAAUUCCAUGCUUCCCAGCUCCUCAAAUCUGACAUCAGCAUGAAGGUUGCAUUCAUUCCGAGUGUUUCCAUGCAUACCUACGCAGUGAUGGGUGUGAAUACUGCGCUGAUCCAGGCUGCCGUGGUCUCAAGAGCCAGAGUCAACACAAUUGUCCCAGCAAGGAUCGAAGCAAGAAUGGACAUGAUUAAGGGCAACUUCAAGUUGGAGUUCCUGCCUGUUCAAGGCAUCAAUAAGAUUGCAUCUGUACUUGUUGAUACCUAUGCUGUUGCGAGAAAUGUGGAAGAUCUUGCCGCCGCAAAGAUAACACCUUUGAUUCCAGUUGAGCUUACAUCCCCAGUGUCAAGGAAAAGCUCUUCCAGAAUGGCCUCAACUCUCACUAAAAGCGAAUCUGUAUCAUCUGAGAUCAUCUUUGGGGAUGUACCAAGCAAAAUGAACAAGUUAAUCCGGAUCGUUGAGAAGAAGUUCUGUGGAGAGAGCGAAACCUUUGGAAUCAAGGCAUGUACAGAGAUUAACUCCCGCAGUGCUGCCUUCAUCCGAGACGUUCCACUCUACGCUGUCAUCGGCAAACAUGCAGCUUUGCUUGAGGUUCGACCAGCAGCUGGACCUGCCGUUGAGAAAAUAGAAAUUGAGGUACAGAUUGGAGAAAAAGCAGCAGAAAAGAUAAUCAAAGUCAUUGACAUGAAUCAAGAGGAGGAAAUUCUCGAGGACAAGAAGGUUUUGAUGAAACUGAAGAAAAUCCUGAUUCCUGGUUCAAACAGCAGCUCAUCCAGCUCGAAAAGCUCUCGUUCUGUCAGCUCCAGCUCCAGUUCGAAACGUUCCUCAAGCUCUUCUGCCUCAUCUUCGAGUUCCUCUCGCAGAAAGAGCAAGAUGGUUGACGCUGUUGCCCCCCUCAACAAGAAAUCCAAGAGAAGUUCCUCGAGCAGCCAUUCGAGCAAGUCCUCCAGUAGCUCCUCCAGCAGUUCUUCCCGCAGUCAUGUGUAUUCCAGAUCUAGCUCCAGCUCCAAGUCCAGCUCUGUCAGUUCCAGCGACAGCUCCCGCUCAAGGCAAAAACUCUAUGAGAUGAAGUUCACCAAGAACCACAUCCACAAGCAUGCACCGUCUGUAGCUCAAACCGGUAGUCACAGCAGUGCCCAAAGCUUUGAGACCAUCUACAAGAAUGCUAAGUAUCUUGCUAAUGCUGUCAACCCAUCCGUGACCAUUCUGAUCCGAGCUGUGAGAGCAGACCAAAAGGUACAAGGAUACCAGAUUUCAGCUUACUUUGACAAGGCCACUUCCAGACUGCAGGUAAUUUUAGCCAACCUGGCUGAGAAGAACAACUGGAGGAUCUGUGCCGAUGGCGUGAUGCUGAGCGACCACAAGCUGAUGGCCAAGAUUGCAUGGGGCAUUGACUGUAAACAAUAUAUGACUGAGAUCACAGCUGAAACUGGUGUUGUGGCACAAGAGCCAGCCUUCCGCUUGAAGGUGACCUGGGACAAACUUCCGAGCUACAUGAAGUCCUACGCAAGGAGGUUGUCCGAGUACAUGUUUAGAAUCGCUCAGAAGUCUGGAAUUGGCCUGGCAAAGGCCAAGAAUCCUCGUAACGAGAUCAAACUGACAGUGGCUGUUUCUUCAGAGCAAAACUUGAAUGUCACCCUGAAGACACCAACGAGAACCAUCUACAAACAAGACAUCUUUCUCCCUAUUUCGUUGCCAUUCGGAGACACUGCCUCAGAGCUGCAGGCAUACAAGAACAACUGGGUGGACACCAUCUCCUACAUGGUUACCAAGGCACACGCAGCGGAGUGCAAGCUGGUCAAAGACAAAGUGACCACAUUCAACAACAGGACGUUCACGGUCGAGAUGCCGCACUCUUGCCAGCAGGUUUUGGCUCAGGAUGCCUCAGAAGAACAUAAAUUCCUUAUUUUGCUGAAGAGAGACCAAACACACGAACAAUACUUUGUCAACGUGAAGAUUGCUGAUAUUGAAGUUGAAAUGUAUCAGAAGGCCGGCGUUGCCAUGGUGAAGAUCAAUGGCGUCGAAGUCCCUCUCAGUAAUCUGCCGUACGAGCAUCCCACAGCCAAGAUUCAGAUCAAACAGAGGAACAAGGGCAUCGCUCUCCAUGCUCCCAAACACGGUCUUCAGGAAGUCUACUUUGACGUCGAAAGUGUGAAGGUUAAAGUUGUGGACUGGAUGAGGGGAAAGACCAGUGGAAUCUGCGGAAGAGCCGAUGGGGAGAGCAAGCAAGAAUAUCGCACACCAUCUGGACGGGUGACCAAGAACGCAGUCAGCUUCGCUCAUUCCUGGGUCCUGCCUGCCAAGAGCUGCCGGGAAACCACAGAGUGCUACAUGAAACUGGAGUCUGUGAAGCUAGAGAAGCAAGCGAUAGUCCACGGCCAGGAGUCCAAAUGCUUUUCGGUGGAGCCCGUGCUGCGCUGUCUGCCUGGAUGCAUGCCGCUGAGAACCACCAACCUCUCUGUUGGCUACCACUGCCUGCCCACUGAAUCCCGCCUGAGUAUUUCUGAGGGUCUGGGCAGCAUCUUCGAGAAGAGCAUCGACCUGAGGGAAACCGCUGAGGCCCACCUGGCCUGUCGCUGCACUCCUCAGUGUGCUUAA
Nerophis lumbriciformis (worm pipefish) is the source of this 5061-nucleotide messenger RNA. It is a transcript of the gene vtg2, whose product is annotated as vitellogenin 2. Gene Ontology annotation, molecular function: lipid carrier activity. Gene Ontology annotation, biological process: cellular response to estrogen stimulus; lipid transport; response to estradiol. Lineage: Eukaryota; Metazoa; Chordata; Actinopteri; Syngnathiformes; Syngnathidae. The record is from RefSeq and is a predicted model, not a curated record.